AUGACGAUCGAAAUAUUUAAACUCUUGAAGGAGAAGAAAGUGAAGGAUGUGGCAAGACCAACCGAAAUGGUGACUUUUCAAUAUGAAGAUAAGCUACAUGAUGUGUUGGAGAAAUUAAUGGCUUCAGGUAUUGUUUCCGCUCCAGUCAUGAAAGGCAAUGAAUGUGUUGGUUUGAUUGAUAUUUUGGAUAUUCUCGCCUUCUUGGUGGAGCUUUUCGGAGAGACUGAAGUCAGACAAGGAAAUGAUAUUUUCUCACGAUUAAAAACAGCAUCAAAAUUCCAAGAUCAACAAAUUGGAGGUAUUGCUGAUUUCGCUCAUAAUCCUUUCACACCUAUCAGCGAGGAUAAGUCGCUCUACGAUGCUUGCACUGUGUUAGUUAAGGAAAAAUCACAUCGUUGCCCUGUUCUCGAUAAGGACGGAAAGAUGGUCAGUAUUUUGACCCAAGCUCAAAUUGUUAGCUUUUGUGCUCUUCAUGUCAAGGAAAUGGGCGAAUUGGCUCAUCAAAAAGUUGGACAUGCACCAUUGGGAGUCUCUCCUGUCAUUACAUUGGAAAAACAUAUGAGAACAAUUGAUUGCUUCAAAAAGAUGCAUCAAAUGAAAGUGAGUGGAUUGGCCGUCAUUGACAACACUGGAAUUUUAAUCGGCAAUUUAUCUGCAAGAGAUAUUAAGGCAAUCAAUCCAAGUAAUCUCUAUCAUUCACUUCAUCAAAGCGUUCAUACCUUUGUUCAACACAUACGAGAGCAAUCUUUUAACGAAAGUCACCCAGCAAUUUCAUGCUCUGAAGAAACUGAACUAGGAUUUGUUAUUGGAAGAUUGGCAGCCAACAGAAUUCACAGAAUGUAUGUGUGUGACAAGCAACUCCAUCCUUGCAAAGUCAUUUCUCUUCGUGACAUUAUUUCAUACAUCAUGUCUCAAGAACCACAACAAUAA
Molecule: messenger RNA, 930 nt
Organism: Naegleria fowleri
Lineage: Eukaryota; Heterolobosea; Eutetramitea; Acrasida; Naegleriidae
Exons: 2
Coding region: 1-930 (309 amino acids)
Source: RefSeq, a predicted model, not a curated record